AUGACUGUUAGCAUUUCCAAGAGCAAUCUUCUACGAUUUGAGCCUGUGAAGUCCUUCAGAGUUUCUGAUAAAGAAUUGGGACCUAUAACUUCAGUGACAUUUGAUGACCAUGGCCAGUACUUGUUGACUGCAACUGCUAGUGAUAAUAUGCAUCUAUAUGAUGCAGUAAGUUGCAGGUUUUUGAAUACCAUCGCUUCUAAAAAAUACGGAUGUCAUUCCGCAAAGUUUACACAUGCGCAAUCAGAAUGUAUCUAUUCAUCCACUAUGAAAUCGUUUGACAUAAGGCAUUUGAAUCUUGAAACAAACACAUACCUUAGAUAUUUCCAGGGCCAUGGUGCUCUAGUGAGCGAUAUACAAAUGUCCCCGUUGGAUGAUACUUUUUUGUCUGCAUCGUAUGACGAAUCGGUAAGACUUUGGGAUUUGAGAAGCUCCAAGGCACAGGCCCUUAUACCAAGUUUAGUCCCCACAUGCAUUGCUUACGAUCCAAGCGGGCUUGUGUUCGCCAUUGGUAACCCUGAGAACCAUGAAGUCGGUUUAUAUAACGUAAAACAUUUGAAGGCGGGCCCAUUUUUAGUUAUAAAUGUGGAUCCAAGCUUUGAUCAGUGGAAUAAAUUGGAGUUUUCAAACGAUGGUAAAUAUUUGUUGCUUGCGUCGUCCGCUGGAAAACAUUUGAUCAUGGAUUCCUUCGAUGGUACACAGUUAUUUGAAUUAUCAGGAACUAAACCUUUCCCAUUGAGAGAGUUCAUGGAUUCUGGAUCCGCAACGUUCACUCCAGAUGGACGCAUUACAUUGGGAACUGAUUACACUGGGAAGAUCGCGAUAUGGAACCACGCAGACUUCAUCAGUGGUAGGACGCUCAAACCUCAAGGAUUUAUUAACGCCGCACCAAAUACAUGUCCCAGAACUAUUGCAUUCAAUCCUAAAUAUAGCAUGUUUGUCACUGCAGAUGAAACUGUAGAUUUCUACGUAUAUAACGAAUGA
Kluyveromyces lactis is the source of this 981-nucleotide messenger RNA. RefSeq names its product WD-repeat containing protein SWD2 (gene SWD2). Lineage: Eukaryota; Fungi; Ascomycota; Saccharomycetes; Saccharomycetales; Saccharomycetaceae. Bases 1 to 981 code for a protein of 326 amino acids. Gene Ontology annotation, cellular component: Set1C/COMPASS complex. The transcript has a single exon. The record is from RefSeq and is a predicted model, not a curated record. Gene Ontology annotation, molecular function: chromatin binding; protein binding.